This is a messenger RNA of Linum tenue, 1080 nucleotides long. NCBI's taxonomy places the organism in Eukaryota, Viridiplantae, Streptophyta, Magnoliopsida, Malpighiales, Linaceae. The record is from the annotation of a GenBank genome assembly.
CAAUCCCACUCACCUUCCCACCAUUACUCCUUUAAGCUCCAUCACCAUCAUGAUUCCACCUCACACUCAACUACUGCCAUUACUAUCAUCUUCCACCUUAUGAUUCAAUCCAAAAGCCAAGCUAGCACAUGGAAACAGCUGCAUAAGUAGGCAGCAUCCACUGCUUCUUUUCCCCCGGAGAGACACCAAAACCAAAUUCCAUCCUUGCUCCUCCCCAGUUUUUGUUUCACGUCAGUGGUGAAGAGAAAAAGAGAGUGAAUAGGAAGAGAGUGAAAUUAAGGAUUCUGAAUACUAGGUUGUGCUCGGGAGGAAGUCAUAAAUCGAUCCACGGAGUUAGAAUUCAGUUUGGAGGUCGUUAGAAGUCUCGUCGGAGCUUCGCCGGAACGUCGCCGGAGUGUCGCCGGAUUCUGGAAAAAUAAACUUCAACGAAACUUCAAAAGAUGAAUAUGGUUGCGAAGAGGGCGAUCUCAGGAGCGUCACGGUGUCGACGAAAUCGAAUUCGGACGUCGGAUGAGGGAGAACCGAGUCUCCCAAGUUUGAGGAAGAAUAUGCCAACCAUCCAGGAUCGUGAGAACGAGGAGAAUAUUUUGAAACCAAGAUAUGGAAUGUCCUGAGCUUUCACAGAAUCGGAUUUCGUCAUAAAUAAGAUGUGACAGGUGUGAUAAAUUGAGGAUGACUCUGGCACUGCACAAUGAUCGAUGGAGGAGUUUUGAUUUAAAAGGUUUUUCACUUAUUGGUGUAUUCUAGAAUCCUUAUUUCACGAUUCGGGUUUUGAGCAUGCAUGAUAGUUUACAAUGGUCAAGCAUGAUCAUUAACUUGAGUUGAGUAUGAAUGGAGUACAUAAGACUGAUAGUAUGGGUUUGGUGAAUCCUGAAUUUGACGAAGAUGGAUUAAUGAAUUGAGAAUAUGAUUUUUAGUAAUUGUUAUGAUGAGUUGAAUUUUAAACAUAUGAGAAUGAUGUGGAUGUCAGUUGAGUCAAGAUUUUGAAAACGUAAACCCCGAGUGUUUUCCGCUGCGCGGUUGAACCAUUGGUUCGACCCAUGAUUUUAGGGUGGGGUGUUACAAGUGGUAUCAGAGCCC